Molecule: messenger RNA, 3334 nt
Organism: Lasiosphaeria miniovina
Lineage: Eukaryota; Fungi; Ascomycota; Sordariomycetes; Sordariales; Lasiosphaeriaceae
Exons: 1
Coding region: 489-2852 (787 amino acids)
Source: RefSeq, a predicted model, not a curated record
UUUCCCAGGUCCACGUACCGGGCAUGGCAAACCAUUGCCUCGGCCGCGUGACUGCCCGGUGUUAGAAUGGUCUCUUUGUAUUCGAUAUUUAAAUAGACCUGUACAAACAAGCUGCUCUCUCUUUCGAAGGUUCAUUGUCUCGGCUUGAGUCCUCCUUUGUUCCAAUAUGCCAAGAUGGCAACAAAGUCUUUCGCAUGGACAAUGCUCAUGAUGAUGGAACCUAGCAAGUGGCAGUUGCCUUUGUUAUGGCCAUUUACGUAUAUAUUCCACUCCCUCGUGAACAACCCCUAUUGUGUUCCUUCCAUUUGAGAUCAUUCUACCCAGACAGAAACCACCACAAUACCUUUCAGCAGUACAGCUGAGCUGCUACAUUUAUUAUUGAAAAUACACCGACAUCCAACGGUCACCCAAAGCCAUUUAAACGACUUCACUCAGCGUCCGUCUCCAACAACCUUGAGCCCCCUACAAUAGAUUUCCGUGGCGCUGAAAUGGAUCCCCAAGACAUUAAUCUCCUGGCUGCGGAGGCUUAUGAUCUCGAAGAAAUUAAUUUCGAUGACUACAUAAAUCCUUCACCCGAUGCCUCGCUAGCAGAGCAACCAAACGUCGCACCCCAGACAUCACAAUACCAGAUAGCUCAGAUGCUACCGACUUCAGCUAGUCAACCACAGCAACAAGCAACUACACAAGAAGUUCAACAAUAUGCAGGGGCCGGGAAUGACGGGUAUGGUGCGGAUAUAUUUUCCAAUGUUCACAGCGCAGUCCCUUUCGCACCAACCCCCGGGCAACUUGGUAGCACAUCCAGAGGGCCGCAAAUACCGGUUGGCUUUGGUGAUGUUGCUGCUGCUGCUACUGCUGCUUUUGACGCAUAUCAGCGAGGGGAUCAGCCGCAGCAGCAGUAUCAGCCCCAGUAUCAGCAACAGUAUCAGCAGCCUCAGUAUCAGCAACAGUAUCAGCAGCCCCAGUAUCAGCAACAGUAUCAGCAUCAGCAACAGCAACAGCAGCAGCAGCAAGACUGGGCCACCGGGCUAACUAUGCCAAUGCAAACCCUAAAUGAUUCAGUUUACCCCCCUCCGCCCGACCUCUCUCAGCCCCAGCCCGGCACCCAGCCCGAGUGGACGCCCACGGUUACCCCCCAAAUUCCUAACCCACCUGCGCAGCCCCGUGACCUCUACUACGUCCCGGAUGGUCCCGUCUGGAACGGAACGGACAUGAUUCGGCACAAGAGAACCAGGCGGAAGACUAAAAAGGCUUCCAAGCAGCCAGACGCUGAGUCGGAAGGUUCAAGCGAAUCAAAUGCUGGAACAGGAUCCGAUAAAGUCUAUGCGCUGCCGGCUAAGCUAAACAACUGGGGCUCGAUACUAGACAAGAAUGGCACAAUGAGGAGGGGCCUGUUCGUUUAUGACCAACGGGGAACCGAGCUGGCCCAAAACAAGUUUUACAGGCGGACCGAGCUAGCCAAGUUCUUUGUGCAGCAUCCCGAUCAGCAGGAGCCAGUUCGCCCAUACCGGCGCCUAACCUUGUGGAUCCAGAACACUCCGGCGCAGCUCAACACCCGAUACCUGAACAGCUCGAGUUCCAGCAAGUGCCGGUGGAGAGACUGCCCCGACCCGACCCAUACCAUCCAGAAGGGGUUCUGGCGGGUGGCGUUUGACGAAUAUUCAGGCCAUACAACCCAGAACCAUACGGACCCCUAUCUCAACGCGGGUUACAUGCACCUCUACUGCUUCGAGAAGGCCUUUGAUCUCGGAUACUUGAUCCACCACGCCCCUCAGUAUUACGGGUUCCGGAUCCUCUCCGACAACCGCCACUUCCCCCGCGAGGAGCGCAAUGUGGCGAGUUUGAAGAGGGACCACCCCGAGAUGUCGGCGGUGUUCGAAAAGUGGCAGAAUGAGCAGUCCCAAAGGAGCUUCCCGCCAGGCUAUACCGGAUUCGUACAAAUCAAUGUACCUGAUAAAGAUCGUCUCUGGUCCCGGCUCACUGAAGAGCACCUCCGUCGUGAGAGCAAGACUCGGGAUACUACCCGCAAGACCCGACCUGGUACGGGCAACCACAUCGCCUUUCAUCGUGGCAAUUUGGAGAUGAUGGUGAAGGUUAAGCAAGCCGAAAAAGCUAACAAGAAGAGGAAAAAUAAUGAAGGCGAGGAGGAGGACGGCGGCGGCAGUGACGACGAUGAAGGCGUCGAGCAGCCGCGCGUGGUAAGACCCGUACCCGUCCCUAAGAAGAGAAGGGUUGAAAGUCCCCUUGAAAGUCCCCAUCGCCUGGGAGGCCUGGUGGGUCUAGGGAUUAAUAAUACCCAGCCCGGGCCCCAGGCAGGUCUAUCCUUUUAUUACCCCGUGCCGGAUAACUCGGCAGGCCCGAGUCUACACUAUCCAGCUCCUCCAGCCAUUCCUCAGCAGCAUGGCUUUUAUAACAUUGACCCAGCCCUUGCUGCUUCCUCAGCGACCCCCUUUCGCCCUCCUCCCCAGGGACCUUCGACGCCGCGCCUGGAACCAGUCCCGGCGUCGCUGCCGCGGACACGGAAGCGGAGCAAGGAGAAUGCCGAGGAAAUCAAUGAGCGCCUCAGCAAGAAGCCGAUGACGCGCGGCGGCGCCGACGAGAUCGUCGUCGCUAUGCAAAACGAGCCGCAGCACAUACGCGACAGUAUAAUUUCGGCUGCGCCAGCCUCCAGCGCGGCCAUCCUGAAGGAAAGGAUUCAGAAGAGGGUCCUCCAAGGGGAGACCUUACCAGAGGUCCACGAGUACUAUUUCGAUGCCAGGGUCGGGAAACUAAGGACCCGUGAACGCCUCAACCUCGACGCCACGCUCAUCAAGCUUGAGAAGCACCAGGAUCCCAAGAAGAACAACUCCAUCUAAACUAAUGAGAGACGAUAACGAACGACACAAAACGAAAGAUAGGUAGGUUUUCAUAUAGACAUGAUUCGACAAGGUAAGUUUCUAGGAUACAUAAACUCGGAUAUAAACUCGGUUUUGGGUAAGUAAAUAAGUGGUAAGCGCAAGCGGCAAUUGGGGGGUUUUUUUUGGUUUGAGAGAGAAAAGAACAAGGUAAGGACUCAGGUAAGCCAUUAUAUCUCUCUUGAUUUAUGGCCUUCUCCGUCUUCCCCGUUUCUCCCUUUAGCUUUUGGUAUUUCUUUUAUUUUCUUUCUGCGUCAUCAUUUAGGCGGCAUGCACGGAGUUUAGAGUUUUGGUCAAGUUAAUCUUUAAUGGCAAUGGUAAUAUCGAUAGAGAAAUAAGUGUUUCGAAUAACAAGUCAAAGUGAACUCUCUUUUGUUUGCAUGUGGAGGGGAGAGGAUCUCCCGUCGACUACGUGCACGGGCGGACACAUGCCUUUGGAACAU